Haliotis rubra (blacklip abalone) is the source of this 1842-nucleotide messenger RNA. RefSeq names its product protein mab-21-like 2. The record is from RefSeq and is a predicted model, not a curated record. Lineage: Eukaryota; Metazoa; Mollusca; Gastropoda; Lepetellida; Haliotidae. Bases 263 to 1369 code for a protein of 368 amino acids. The transcript has a single exon.
CUGAAGACAAUUGUAAUGAAGACAGGACUAAAUGUAUGGGAUUCUAGUUGAGAUACAUCUACGGAUCCAGCGCCUGCUCAUCAUUAAGUGUGUGGACUCGACUCGUGCUGGUUACUCCUUGCCGUGACACAAGGAUAAAACCGUGCCCUAACCCUAAGCUUAUACUGUCGGCCACGAGGCCAAGGGUGACGGAGUUUACCUAUCUACCUAUCUGUUCCCCACAUACUUUGUCAGGACGUCGGACGAUCAAAAACCAGCCCCAAUGCUGCUGGAAGGGUCAAGCCCGGACAUGAUGGCAGCUCAGUCCAAGCUGUUGUUCCAGCUCAACAAAUACUACAAUGAACGGGUGCAGUCCCGGAAGGGAACGGUGUCCAAGACUGUCCGCGAGGUCUGCAAGGUGGUGCAGGACGUCCUCAAAGAAGUAGAAGUCCAGGAACCAAGGUUCAUCUCCUCCCUGACCGAAGUGAACGGCAGGUAUGAGGGUCUGGAGGUUGUGUCCCCUUCAGAGUACGAAGUGGUGUUGUACCUCAAUCAGAUGGGGGUGUUCAACUUCGUGGACGAUGGCACUAUCCCCGGGUGUGCUGUGCUCAAGCUGAGUGAUGGACGAAAGCGAUCUAUGUCUCUGUGGGUAGAAUUUAUCACAGCAUCCGGGUACCUCUCAGCACGGAAAAUCCGUUCCCGUUUUCAGACGCUCGUGGCCCAGGCUGUUGACAAAUGUAGCUACCGAGAUGUUGUGAAAAUGAUCCCUGAUACCACGGAAGUAAGGUUGAGAAUCAAAGAACGAUUUAUAGUUCAGAUUACCCCUGCGUUUCGAUGUGGAGGUAUUUGGUGCCGAUCGGCCGCCCACUGGCCGGUUCCUCACACCCCAUGGCCAAACCCAAACCUGGUGGCAGAGGUGAAAACCGAGGGAUUUGACUUGUUAUCUAAAGAGAGUAUCUACAUGAAGGAUAAACAGUCGGCGGCGGAGGGUGACGCCUGGGUGAUGUCAUUCCGCUAUGCCGAGGACAGACUACUGUACGGGGGAUGUAGAAGGAAAUGUCUGAGCAUUCUCAAGGCUCUACGGGACCGACACCUGGACCAGCCCGGCCAACCUAUUAUGAGCUACCACCUGAAGACCCUGCUCCUUUACGAGUGUGAAAAACACCCGCGAGAAGUGGAAUGGGACGAUACCUGUUUGGGGGACAGAAUCAACGGAAUUCUUCUUCAACUUAUAUCCUGUCUUCAAAACAGACGGUGCCCCCAUUAUUUUCUGCCAAACGUUGAUCUCUUCAAAGGAAAGUCAACAUCAGCCAUGGACAAUGCUGCUAAACAGGUAUGGAGAAUACUUCGAGAACUGCUCACAAAUCCAAGAAGCCUGGACAAGCUCUGACAAGCAACACUUGUGUUUUAGGAUUUUUAAUUCUUGUUGGUGUAAUUCUACAAUGGAAGUAUUGUCAUCGGGCUCUUGUGACGUGGUAAGUGCGUGUCUACAGCGAGCUUGCAUGUGAUAUCACUGACGCUAUUUCCCCAUUUCCAGGGGACGUAUUUAUACCAAAAUCGGGCAAAUAUACCAUUUACCAUUCGAGAACUAUUCAUAUUCUCGCCACUGAACAAUACUCAAAAUUCCUAUGAUGGGACAUGUGAUUACUUUGUGACUCAACAGAAGACGUUUCAGGUUGAAAUGGCAUAUCCAAAGAUUCGUGUAUCAUUUUUAUCGCAGUAUUUACUGCAAAUGAACUUUUAAUAUCGUUGCACCGUAUGCUCAUGUGUACAUAUGCUUCAUUCUUUUCAUUUCUCCCAUGCUCAUGUCGGUGUAAAAUUAUGUAUUUAAGUAAUCGAAAUAAACCGCGUAUUACAUUGAAA